Molecule: messenger RNA, 2227 nt
Organism: Syngnathus acus (greater pipefish)
Lineage: Eukaryota; Metazoa; Chordata; Actinopteri; Syngnathiformes; Syngnathidae
Gene: klhl42
Product: kelch-like family, member 42
Exons: 3
Coding region: 441-1847 (468 amino acids)
Molecular function (GO): protein binding
Source: RefSeq, a predicted model, not a curated record
CUCCAAUUAACGAGCCAAUCGAAUCAAACGCAGUAGCGCUCAAACACCGCCAGGCGGCAGAAGCACGCAAGUUAGCAAUAAAGCCACCAACGACGAAGAGCGCUCGGAACCAAAACAAUCCCAAAGUUGUCAGCGAAGGCUGACAAAAUGGGAUGCAAAUCACCACGGUCGCUUUUGGAAGUUCUUUACAUCACUUAAACUGCCACUUUCAUUAUCGGGGGAUCUUUUAUCGGACUCUUGCGGGGUGUUAAAGUGCGUUGCUGGCCUGUCUGUGGCCGGUUCUGUCUGGCGUCGUUUGCAGGUUAGCUUCCCCGGCUAUAGAAAGUUGCUCGAUAACGAGCCGUGGGCCAAACAUGGCCAUAUUUGGAGCGGUUCACACCGGUGAGACGUAAACCAAAUCCAUUCAAGUCGGCCUGCUCGAGACGCGCACUCUUUUCGACAUGUCAUCGGAGCACAACAUCGCCAUCGUGAUGGAGGACAAAAGAUACGAGGUGAACAAGAGGAAGCUGAUUGAGAAGAGCGACUACUUCCGUGCUCUGUACAGCUCGGGAAUGAGGGAGUCCACGGAGGACUCCGUGCAGCUGCAGGGCCUCAGCGCCCCCGGCUUGGAGCUGGUCCUGGAGUUCAUCAACACCUCCAAAGUAGAGAUCGUCAACGAGACCCUGGAGGACCUGAUCGAGACGGCAUCCUUCUUGCAGGUCACUUCCAUCCUCAAGGUUCUGAUGGCGGAGAUCCGGCUGGACAACUGCGUGGAGCUCUACACCCUGUCAGAGGUUUACGGAACUCACGAGCUGCGCAGCGCCUGCCUCAAAUUCAUGAGCUGCUACUACCACCCCACGAUGAGGCGACCCGAGUUCUGCAGCCUCCCCCCUGCUGUCAGGGAGCAGGCCAAGGAGAUGCGCAUGAGGGGUGCCGCCACCCUGGUGGUCAUGGGGGACUUCAGCAGCCUGUGCCUGGACAUGCCGGACCAGGAAGAGCCCUGCUCCAUGCUGAGGUACGGCGAGGCCGAGCAGCGCUGGAAGCCGCUGGCCAACAACCUGCCGGCGGACAUGAUCAACGUGAGAGGUUACGGCUCGGCCGUGCUGGACAACUACCUCUUCAUCGCCGGGGGCUACCGAACCAGCAGCCAGGAGAUCUCAGCCACGCACUGCUACAACCCCUGCAGGAACGAGUGGAACCAGGUGGCGUCACUCAACCAGAAGAGGUCCAACUUCAAGCUCCUGGCCGUGCAGGGGAAGUUGUACGCCGUGGGGGGACAAAGUCUGGGCACGGUGGAGUGCUACAGCCCGGAGAACGACUACUGGACCUGCGUGUCGUCCAUGCCCGACCCGCUGGCCGAGUUCUCGGCCUGCGAGUGCCAGGGAAUGAUCUACGUCAUGGGCGGGUACACGGCCAGAGUGCGCAACACCAACCUUCUACGCUACUGCCCCGUGGCCGACAUGUGGACGGCGUUCCGCCCGUGCACGGUGCACGUGCGCAAGCAGCAGAUGCUGUCGGUGGAGGACACUAUCUACCUGGUGGGCGGCUACACGCACAAACUGGAGCACACGCGGCGCUGGCCCAGCGAGAUGGAGGACGUGCUGACCGUGCAGUCGUACAACGUCACCACCGGCGAGUGGCUGCAGCUCAAGGAGAACACGUCCAAGUCGGGCCUCAACCUGACGUGCACGCUGCACAACGACGGCAUCUACAUCAUGAGCCGCGACGUGGGGCUGUCCACCAGCAUGGAGCACCGCGUCUUCCUCAAGUACAACAUAUUCAACGACGCCUGGGAGGCCUUCAGGCGCUUGCGAGCGUUCGGACAGAACAUGCUGCUUUGCUCGCUUUAUCUCCCCAACGUGCUGUGAUGGUAGAGACUGCAGUUACAUCAUUGAGGCCAAAUUAAGCUAAAUUGCACUUUAUAUUUCACACUCCAGACCUACAGGGGGGGGGCAGUUUAUGAGCAGACAGAUGUCAGUGGUCAAAAAACAUCCAAUAGUUAAGGUCAAAAUGGUCAUUGUUGGAAUACAGGUUGCAGAUGUUCACGACAAACCUUAAAAAAAAACAGCAUUCCUAUGAUAACGAUAGAAAGAGUUGAAAUUCUGUGACAUUCAAUUGCAUACGUGCCUUUUCCAUUACAAACUCCAUCCUCUCACAAAAAGCACAAAAUGACCAUACUGCUGUUUUUGUUGUUUUUGGGCUGUUGCUAAAGUUUGUUCUUUGAAUAAAGGUGCUUUUCAUUCCUCAA